AUGCCUAUUAGUAUUUACACGCUCGCUACCAGUAAGGGUAUUGAUUCUGCGGCCUUGCGCACGGUACUUGCUCGUCCGAGCAAUUCCCAGUCAUCCCAGCGAAUUCGGCACUCCACAAACGACGAUCCCAUUGUCAUCGACCUAAUAUCCGAUGAGGAUGAAAAGGUCGUUCCACAAGCUGCUAUGGGUAUAAUGGAGUCAGGAAAGUGUGCCUCAAAUCCCAUUUGCCUUGAUAUGGAUGCGGACGACAAUCAAGACGACAAAUCCGAUGUAGGUCCCACCCAUCUCAUAGAUUUCAACCUAUUUCCUAGGGAGAAUUCGCUUCGAGGCUCUCCCCCUCAAGUUGUACAGUCCCAUCUGGAAGACAGCGGGCUGCAUCUGUCGUCGAAUUCGGGCGCGAACAGUCUACAUGUCAGUCCUAAACGAGACACACAUCCCUAUGUGGUCACAGACAACGUUCUCCUGCUGGGAUCGCAGUUUGUAACGGCUGAGUCCCUGGGACGGAAGUCCUCGAGGGGGGCGCAUGCCAGCGGUUCUAGGUGUUCUCUGACCAGCUCCGUGAAAGAAUACUCGACGGAACCAACUUCAGCUGGGAAAGCAAGACCUGAAGCGCCGAGGGGCACCCCGUUUGUAGAGUCAUUGUAUGGUGAUUUUGCGAUGCUCAGGUCCAGCGACACGGACCAAGGGGUGUCUGAUGAGGAGGAACCUGAAUUACGCGAUGAGUACUCCCAGGACCGUGGUCGAGAGCCCGUUGUGCAAUGUGGAACGGAUGCGCAUCCUGCCAAGACACGCGGACAUUUGUCUAGGCAAAUACCUGGAGAAGGUACAAGAAGUCGCUUAGAGAGCUUGCGAAAUCCGUUGCCAUCGUCCAGAUUGGGUCAAGUUGACGACUGCGAUUCUAGCUCUUCAGAUGAAUCUAUACAUCCAUCGGCUCAUGGAGGUCACGACAAGACCAUCUGUCUAUGGACUGUGAAGCAAUCUGCUGGCCACUUCAGCGCACGGUCAACCCAGCUCCGCAUUACGCACUCUCAGCCUGUUAAUACCCUAGCUUACCGUACUCAUGAUCAGACGGUAUUCUCUGGUGCAGGUCGAUUCAUUUCCGUCCUAGAUAUCAACACGUACAAGGCUCCGGAUCCGAUGCGAGUAUCCGAUGGUGCUAUUUUUCAGAUUCAUAUACAUCCCCAAGACCCUCGGAUUGUCAUCCUCGAGGUCGGUCACUGGGUUCUCAACGCGUAUUUAAUAUCCAACUGA
Molecule: messenger RNA, 1251 nt
Organism: Fibroporia radiculosa
Lineage: Eukaryota; Fungi; Basidiomycota; Agaricomycetes; Polyporales; Fibroporiaceae
Exons: 4
Coding region: 1-1251 (416 amino acids)
Molecular function (GO): protein binding
Source: RefSeq, a predicted model, not a curated record